This is a messenger RNA of Lates calcarifer (barramundi perch), 6074 nucleotides long. RefSeq names its product contactin-associated protein-like 5. The record is from RefSeq and is a predicted model, not a curated record. NCBI's taxonomy places the organism in Eukaryota, Metazoa, Chordata, Actinopteri, Centropomidae.
GGAGGCUGGUCUCCCGAGAUUUCAGACCGACAGCCUUGGCUCCAGGUGGAUCUCGGGGAGCGGAUGGAAGUGACGGCUGUGGCCACACAAGGGCGUUUCAACAGCCAGGACUGGGUCAGCAGUUACCUGCUAUUCUACAGUGACACAGGCCGGGCCUGGAAACAGCACAGACAGGAGGAUGGAGGAGGGAGGUUUGUGGGUAAUGUGAAUUCAGAGGCUGUCGUCCACAACAAGCUGUCCCACUCAGUGAGAACCCGUUUCCUGCGUUUCGUCCCUUUGGACUGGAGCCGCAGUGGCUGGCUGGGCCUCAGGGUGGAAGUGUAUGGCUGCUCCUUCAAAUCAGAUGUGGUGAGCUUUGAUGGCGGAAGCUCUUUGCUGUACCGAUUCAACCAAAAGUCCAUGUCAACAGUGAAGGACGUGAUCUCACUGCGCUUCAAGAGUCGUCAAGCUGAGGGGGUUUUACUGCAUGGGGAGGGACAGAGGGGAGAUUACAUAACCCUGGAGCUCCACGAAGGAAAACUGGAUCUCCAUCUCAACCUAGAUGAUAGCAGGCUGAGGUUGAGCAGCAGUCCUGUUGCUGUCACUGUGGGCAGUCUGCUGGAUGACCAGCACUGGCACUCGGUCCUCAUCGAACGCUUCAACAGGCAGGUUAACCUCACAGUGGACUCCCAUACACAACACUUUCAAACCAAAGGAGAAGGACUCUCACUGGAUGUGGACUAUGAGCUGAGCUUUGGAGGUAUCCCCCUGCCUGGUAAACCUGGUACUUUCCUCAGGAAGAACUUCCAGGGCUGCAUGGAAAACCUCUACUACAAUGGCAUCAACAUCAUAGACCUGGCAAAGAGACGCAAGCCACAGAUACACAGUGUGGGCAAUGUGACCUUCUCAUGCUCACAGCCCCAGCUGGGGGCCUGCACCUUCCUGAGCUCAAGCAGUAGCUUCCUGUUGCUGCCAGGUGCAGCAAACACCACAGGGGGUUUCUCUGUUCAGUUCCAGUUCAGGACAUGGAACCAGGAUGGGCUGCUGUUCUCUGUACAGCUAAACUCUGAGCCCCAGAGACUGGAGCUGCAGAUCACCAAGAGUCGGCUGCUCCUGACCCUCAAUAGCCCAGGACAGAGAAAAUCCAAGCUUUCUGUCGGUGACAGAGUCAAUGAUGGGCUGUGGCAUUCAGUGAGUGUUGAUACAAGACAACUGCAGAUCACUUUGACUGUGGAUAAUGAGCCAGCCUCCACAACUCCACUGUGGGAACAACUGGAAUCAAGAGGCAACUUUUACUUUGGAGGUUGUUCCUCCACCGACUGUCUAACUUCAGCUCCAGUCUUCCAGGGCUGCAUACAGCUCAUUUUCAUCAACAGCCAGCCAGUGGACCUCAACCAUGUACAGCAAGGCAUACUGGGAAACUAUAAUGAGCUUCAAUUUGACAUGUGCAAUAUAAGAGACAGAUGCCUUCCUAACCUGUGUGAACACGGAGGCCACUGCUCUCAGAACUGGAGCUCUUUCUCUUGUGACUGUUCAGGAACAGGAUACUCUGGAGCCACUUGUCACAGCUCCCUCUAUGAGGCAUCCUGUGAGGCCUACAGGCUGACUGGCAGCUCCUCAGGCUUCUACUCCAUUGAUCCAGAUGGGAGUGGUCCCAUGGGGUCCACAUUGGUCUACUGCAAUAUGACAGAGGAGAAAGUGUGGACAGUGUUGAGCCACAACAACACAGCCCCAGUCAGAGUCCAGGGCUCCUCUCUGCACAAACCUCACAUCAUGAAGUUCAACUACAGCGCCUCAGCUGAACAAAUACAGGCCAUCAUAACUCGGUCAGAGCACUGCCAACAGGAAGUGGUUUACAACUGCAGGAAGUCCCGCCUCUUCAAUACAAAAGAUGGCAGCCCUCUGUCCUGGUGGCUGGACCAGGGAGAAGAGAAACAGAGCUACUGGGGGGGCUUUUUGCCCGCAGCCCAGCAGUGUUCCUGCAGCCUGGAAGGCAACUGCAAGGACAGGGACAACUUCUGCAACUGUGAUGCUGACUCUGACACAUGGGCUAAUGACUCAGGGAUCCUCUCCUUUAAAGACCACCUGCCAGUGAGCCAGAUAGUGAUUGGUGACACCAGCAGAACAGGCUCAGAGGUUAUCUACCACAUCGGGCCACUGCGUUGCUAUGGUGACAAAUCUAUAUGGAAUGCAGCCUCUUUCCAUGAGGAAUCCUCCUCCCUCCUCUUCCCCAGCCUGCAGGCGGAGCUCAGCUUCGACAUCUCCUUCUACUUCAAGACCAGCGCUCCUUCAGGAGUCUUCCUGGAGAACCUGAGCAUCAAAGACUUCAUCAGAGUGGAGCUUAGCUCUCCCUCAGUGGUGACUUUCUCCUUUGACGUGGGAAAUGGCCCAGCUGUUCUGUCUGUGAAGUCUCACCCCCCUCUGAAUGACAGGCAGUGGCACUACGUGAGGGUAGAACGUAACGUGAAGGAGGCGUCACUGCAGGUCGACCAGCUCCCACUCCGCUUCCUGGAGGCUCCGGCCAACGGACACCGCCACUUGCAGCUCAGCAGCCAGCUGUUUGUUGGCUGUCUUUAUUUCAGGGGCACAGUGUCCCAGCAGAGAGGCUUCCUGGGCUGCAUCAGGACUCUGGCCAUCAGUGGUGUGACCUUAGACCUAGAGGAGAAGGCUAAGAUAACAGCAGGGGUGAGUUCUGGGUGUCCAGGUUACUGUAGUGGCUCCAACAGCCUCUGCCACAACAGAGGGAGGUGUAUUGAAAAGAGCAGCGGUUACAUCUGUGACUGCUCCCACUCUGCCUAUGGGGGACCCACUUGUAAACAAGAGGUGUCGGUGUCCUUCGACAGAGAGUCCUCGGUCACCUUCACCUUCCUGGAGCCCUUCUCAGUGAUGCGGAACAGAAGCUCCCAGGCCCCCAGUGUUUCCAGAGAAAGCAGCAGCAGGGCCAGAGAGGACAUGGCCUUCAGCUUCAUCACCUCCCAGAGGCCGGCCAUGUUGCUGACUGUCAGCACCUUCAGCCAGCAGUACAUGGCUGUCAUUCUGGCUAGGAAUGGGAGUCUGCAGAUCUGGUAUCACCUCCAGACAGACAGGAAACUGAUGUGUUCACCCCCACCCUCAAGAGUCUGGCAGACAGGACAACUCCACAGAAUCCAAGUUCAUCGAGAAGGGAAAAAUGUCUAUGUGCAAAUUGAUCAGGACAUCCACAGGAAAUACACACUGACAUCCAACACAGAACUUGCCUUAAUCGGAUCAUUGACAUUGGGCAAAGUCAUCAGAAUGGAGGAAUUCAGUGAGGACGUGAUGCAUGCAGGUUUGAAGGGUUUCAUUGGCUGCCUCUCCUCAGUUCAGUUUAAUCAUGUGGCUCCUCUGAAAGCAGCACUGCUGAAUCGAGGAAGCUCGCUGGUUACCAUCCGUGGUCCACUGGUUCAGUCAAAUUGUGGAGAGCUGGCAACCUCGCCACAUACUCUGCAAGAUCAAGUUGCCACAUCUAAUAAAGAGCAGCAUGGCAACAACUCCCAGAAUGGUUUGGCUCUAGUAGCAGGUGUGGCGACAGCGGUGGUCUUCAUCACAGUGUGUGUUCUGGCUGUGAUGACACGCCUCCUGUAUCAGCAGAGACAUGUCCAGAAGAACAACAGCAUCAAGCAGAAGGAGCACAAACACAGCAUGGACACAGACUACAGGAUAGAGCUGCAGCCCCACUCACAAACAGUAUGAAGGACUACAUCAGACCGCAUGAGGAAGGACUACAUCUGACCACAACGUCCGCUUCAUGGGCUGAACUUAUACUGUGCGUCUCCCAUGUAAAGGACUAACAGAUGGAUGAGAUGGAUUACUUACAUCCUCUAAUCUCUGUCUCCUGCAGGUCCUCCAGGAACACUACAGAAGAUGCUGGACGUGUUCCUUGUCUUAAUACUCCAGGACAAACAAGUGGCUCAAUCUUUAGCAGUGUAGGUGUGUUUGAUGCUGUCAGAGUGAAGCUACUGUUCCUAUUGUUGGAAGGUGACCAGGUCUGAAAGAUUUGCUUUGUUUUUUGUUUGUUUGUUUGUUUGUUUGUUUUUUCUUUUUAGUAGUGCUGGAUGUUGUAGAUGAAGAUGAGGACCCAACACUGCCUACUGUAUGAGUGCCUAAUUUGCAUGAGUUUCUAUAAGUUUUAUUGUCAUUCAGUUCUGCAACAUGCAAUAAAUCAGCCAGUUGAUUAUUAGCGAUGGAUGACUCUCACUAUGGUUUGGCUCAUAGACUGACAAACCUGAUAAAUGUGUUGAAGGUACUGUAAGUAAGAAUUUGGGACAAUUUACAUGUAAUAACUGCUUUUUUAUUGCCAAUGUGUGAAAAGCCUGUAACGUGACAUAAAAACACUGCACUAUUGUUAGCUUUGGAACUCUGUCAUCAUUACGAAAAAAACAGCCCCCAGCACAGGAAAUACUCCAACACAAACUCCAUGCAAGAACAAAAAAACAGAAAACUUUAUCUCAUUAAGCCCAUUAGGCCAAAUGUGAAUUGGAAGGAUGUCAGGGGGAAAUUAGGGUCAACAUCAUCAGGGCAUUUGAUUUAUGGAGGGACCUUCAUUUGGUUUUGGGGGUCAAAACCAACCCCAAGCUUGCUCUCCUAUUGGCCAGGUGAACUAACAUUACUGCAAAGUCUGUGAAAUGUAUUGUGAUACUGUGCUUUUAGCUGGCUAAUGCUUUCUAACAUCAGCUUGCCUGCUAAUAUGGACAAAUUAGUAGAAAAGGUGAAUUGAGUGGAUAACAUCUGCUAAUUCAUCCAAAUUCCCUGGGCUGGUCUGGCUGAUAAAUUGACAAGCCUGCAAUGGUUACUUCAACAGUGAACAAACUAAUGCUGGAUCCCUGUAGUGUAGCUAAAUUACAGCUAAUCUUUGCUUGUCUGCUUGGUAAUGUUAUCACCAUGGUUGGACUGCAACUCAUGCACCCUCAGCAAACACACAGUGAGGGCUGGUAGUGAGACUGACAGAGUUGGAACUUGGAUGUUCACGCCUGGCUACUUACGGACUGCAAGUAUGCGCGCAAGUGGACACAGGCUGCAGUUCAUAGGUAUCAGCAAUAACAAGGGUUUUUGGAUUUCUCUAUACAGAACCUUUAUGUUCUGUCCCAUUAGUAAACUUUGUUAACCUGAUUUUAUUAGGUCUAUUAUUUCUGGAGUUAGCCAGGCCAACAGUGCAGUCAAACAAAAGGCAGUUCUGCCACCUGUUGUUAUUUGUUCAAUACAGUAUAUUUAUUUGAGGAUUGCUGUUGUUUUGUUUAUUUUACACAAAAACAAUACUUAAACCCCACUCAGACUGGAUUUAUCUCUCUAGGGGAUGUGGGGUGCUGUGCUGCUCCUGUCUAGACCAUAUGUGCAUCAUAUUUCACGCCCACCCCAGUAAUAAAUGCAAUGACCUCCUGUUUUUUGUGAACCAGCUGCUCUUCAUGUCACUUAAAUCCCAACCAGAACCACAUCCUUCUAUUUUAAAUUGGAUAUCUAAGUUAGAGCUGCUUUUCCCUCUACUUUGUUCUUUUUUUGUUGUUGUUGUUUUUUAGAUCAACUUGACUUUUUGGUAAGAAUAGAGGAAGUCAAAUUAGGGAUUAAUCAUCAAACAUGUUAGCAACAACAUAUAGGGCUUUUUAUGAACCUAUUAAAACUAUCAGGAGAGCAAGAGUUCAUUGAAUGGUCUGUGAUAAUGUCACCCAUAGUUUAAUGCUGAUACUCUCUUCUGAGCAAUGUGUUUUUUGGCCUGUAUUUGCUUAUUAGAAUGUCCUCAUUAAAUGUUAGUGAAUUAUUGUAGCCAUUAGUAGCUUUGUUUGCAGUCUGCUCAUGGAUGCACAGACAACUAUCACUGCAUUACUGAGAUACUGAAGAAAACUUGAUAUGAGUGAUUGCUUCCAUGUUGUUUUAGUAGAUUUGUCUGUCCACAGUAAAAUACCUAAACAUCAUGAAAAUAGCUAAAUAACACAGCCCCAACCUGUGAAUAUACAUGUAGUGGGUUAUUGUUCCAAGACCAGCCUGUUACACCUCUGUUAAUUUUAAUUCUGUCUCAAUGGGACUUGGGUGCUUUCACUCCUGUAGUUCAAGAAAAAGGAAUUGAAAAAGGAUAUUUCAUCCUA